AUGAGUGAUGUUGAUGCUGUCUCCUCCCUGCCAGCUGCCCUAGACGCCGGACACAGUGCUCUUGCGAUCAAAGUGAACCACCGAUCUCCUCCAGGUCCACGGUCUCCUAAGAGGUCUUCUCCAUUCCCUGCCUACAGGAGAGAGGGCGAUCGCGCCAAAGAGGUUGAUCCUGUUGCUGGGGCUGGCGAAGGGCCACCAAGCCCCAAGGCUGACUCGGAGGCAGAAACCAUAAUUCAAUCGGGCCGCGAGUCCCUGUCACCGGAAAAGAGACGGAAGUACAUACAGCAUGAACCGAAACGACGUGAUGAUGAUGACCAUGUUGAUGCCGUGGAGAGUGAUCUUCCUCCUAACGACCUGCAGGUGCGAAAGAGAAAGUUGACGGAUAGCGAUUCUUCCGAUGGACGCGACCGGGACCCACGUCCCCUGAGCCCGAAGAAAAGAAUAGCGUCUCCGCCGUCAAUUGUGAAAAUAGAGAAGCCUGAGGAUGUGCAGUCUCUUUCAAGUAGAGCCGAACUCUCGACUACCUCCGUACCCAGAACCUCGAGAAAGCGCAGCUUCAGUGAGACUAUCGAUGGUGAGGGGGACGCGGGCCGUCCUGCUCGCCCGAGAGAACCAGCAGCAUCUCGUGAACGGGAGCGGAAGGACUUAGGCAGUGUAACUUUCCCCCGGCCGGUAUCGACUGACCGGUCGGCCUCGCCAGUCCGAUCUACUCACAAGCGAACUGCUUCUGGACCCCAGCUUGGUGAUUUGCAACGAAAGAAGAAGGCACCGACGCCACUUAUUACUGGAUACCCACGACAAAGUUCGGAAGACCGGCAGUCUGUGUCAUCAUCCACAAGUGGUUCUCCGCUACCUAGUGCGCACCUUCGCAAGCUCGGAUCGGUUGAUGGUGCCUCAGCUUCUCCAGCGAGGCCAACGGGUCACAAGAAACAGCGCGAUCAAAAUGGUCGGACACGCCUUGCACGUGCUUGUGCAGCACAAGAAUUGGACACGGCCAUGGCAAGGCACGCGGAACGCCCAGAGGACUUAAAUGUUGCCGACAAUGCUGGCAAUACGCCUCUGCAGAUUGCGUCUUUGGAAGGCUGUGCACCCAUAGUGAAGUUUCUUUUGGAUUCUGGUUGUGAGAUUGAUACCAAGAACAUUGACAAAGAUACACCGUUGAUCGAUGCAGUUGAAAACGGCCACUUGGAUGUUAUAAAGCUUUUGUUGGCAGCCGGCGCCAAUCCCCGUGUUGUUAACGCUGAAGGUGACGAGCCGUAUGAUUUGGUCCCAACUGAUAGUGAAGAUUAUGAGGAAAUUCGUCGGGUUCUUGCGCAGGCCAAAGCCAACCCAAGACCUAGUCGUCGUUCCGAGGAGAGAGCUGGAUCCGAGAACAAAGAGGCAUCGUCUCGACGAGUUUCUGCCGAAAGUACGCGUGAAUCGCCACCUGUGAAUAGACAGCGUAGCCCGCCAUUCACUACGACGAAACGCAAAACUGUCCGAAGCGAGGCCACACGAAAUGAUCUCUUGUGGACCACAGCUACCCCAGAGAACCUACAAGCCUUCGCCGCCAAAGGAGAUAUCGUGGGGGUUGCCAACAUCCUCAAUGUGGGACAGAAGGCUGAUCCUGAAUCUAUGAUUGCAGCUGCUAAAGGUGGCCAUGACGAGGUGAUCUCGCUUCUGCUCGGUAUGGGAGACGCGGACCCCGAUCCCGAUCCGGUGCAGGGCGGUUCCCAGAAGCCUGGUUACAACACCCCCAUGCUCGCUGCGAUUGGAAGGGGCAACCUUGCCGUCAUCAGGAUUCUGCUCAACCAGCCAGAGUUUAACCCCACUCGUCGCCUUUACAGGGAUCGGACUUACUUCGAGCUUUCUAGGGAACGUCGAGCAGAAAACUGGGAGGACGAGUACGAUCUUCUUCGAGAUGCGGAUUCUGCCUCUAAGGAUGCAGCCUUGACAAAAGAGAAAAAGCGGGACAACGUAGCUCAUUUGAAGGAGAAGUCUAGUUCAGUCCGUCCGAAACCAGCCCAUACUACGGGUACAGAUCCUGAUAGCGCUCGUCCGGAUUCCCGACCGAAGCAGCCACUUUUGUCAAGGGAUGGUGAGUCCAGCCGUGGCGAGGAAGCUCCUAAGAGAAGACGCUUGAUUGCUGGGCGACCUCCCCAAGAUCGAAGGAGGCCUAGCUUGCCUUCCUCUGAUUCCUUGUCGAGCCGGGAUGAAAGCUCUAAAACGCGUAUUGAUCAACUUGAACCCCCAAAGUCCGGACAAUCACCCCUUAAACGUGGACGUAGCAGCGCGAGUCCCGAACGAGGUCGUGCCCCGGAACCCGAGCGGCAUUCUCGUGAUACUGUUCAGAAGAAGAGACGUGUUUUAUCUGAAGAUGGGACCCCCAACAUCACGAAUGGAAGCGUCAAAAAGGAUCAUGGAACAGGGGAUGCCAAGCCCCGCCGGAAGGAUGACGAAUAUCACCAUUCAGAGUCCAAGCCAGAUCCACUUCGUCAAGUGGACGCCCCAUCCCACAAGGCAGCUGAACGGAAGCCGGUUAAGGAGGAACAGGAGAGACAUGAUAUCAACGGCCUGAACGAUAUCCCUAUGGACGACGAUACCGAACGAGCUGAGGCAGAGGCAGAGGCACGUCGACAGAAGGAAGCCCGAAAGGCUAGACAAGAACGCCUGGCAGAGGAAGCUCGUCUCGCUGCCGAAGCCGAAAAGGCUCGGUUAGACAAGGAAGAGGAGGAACGCGCUGCUCAAGCGGCCCGCCUUGCUCAGGAAAAGGAAAAAGCUGCAGAGGAAGAGCGCAAACGCAAAGAGGCCGAGCAGCGACGCAUCAAACAAGCAGAAGACGAGCGCCAGAAGCGACUAGAGCAAGAAAGGUUACGCCUUGCCAAAGCACGCAGGGAGCAGGAAGAACAAGAACAGCGACGACGCGAUGCUUUGCCAAGUCGACUUCGCAUUGCAGCUAACCUGGUUGGGUCCAAUGACCCUCAGGCAAAAAGCCAUCUAUGGUUAAAGAAGUUCAUGCCUGUCGUCACCGCAGAGACUCGGCAACUCGACCCCUCCUGUGCCCCGGACGUUGCCGUAGAGAAAUGGGUACCUAAUUACCUAGUUGCCCCGUUACUAGCGACGAAUGACCUUCAGCUCGCACAGUAUUCCAGCUGGGAGAAGCGUGAUGCAACGCCGACACAGCGGAUGAAUCUCUGGCGCGUUACACGUCGGAUGCUUGUUCAGGCGGAUGACGCGGAUUUCAUGAACUCGUCCUUUGGACAAGUCAUGCAGAAGGAUAGCGAAACACGACCAAAAUACUUCGAUAUGGAACAUGUGUUUUGGGUCAAGCUUUCCGACUUUAUGGACCUUGUUCCCCACAUCCCUCAUCUCCAUGGACUCGACCUCCAGUUUCUGAAGAUGCAUAUAGAUCAGGAACCUACGGCGCCGCUAGCGUUCAACUUUCCACAAGCCAAUGGUCACAUUUCUGGGCCUUCCCAUGUUGAGGACACAGCUGGGCUUCCCAAUGGAUCGGACGGAGAAGAGACUGUUUCCAACCCCGUUGCCGCCGCCGAUGAGGUCGAGGUCAGCGCCGACGCCGGCGCCGGUGGCCAGAUGUCGGUCCUCGACGCCCUCAAGGGUGUCCUCCGCAUCUCCCUGAUCCACGACGGUCUUGCCCGUGGUCUCCGUGAGGCCGCCAAGGCUCUUGACCGCCGUCAGGCUCACAUGUGUGUCCUCAACGAGGGCUGUGAGGAGGAGGCCUACAAGAAGCUUGUCAUUGCCCUGUGCUCCGAGCACAAGAUCCCUCUCAUCAAGGUUCCCGAUGGAAAGAUGCUUGGUGAAUGGGUCGGUCUUUGCCAGCUUGACCGUGAGGGUAACGCUCGCAAGGUCGUCAACUGCUCUUGCGUCGUUGUCAAGGAUUGGGGUGAGGAGUCCCAGGAGCGCUCUGUCCUCCUCAACUACUUCCAGACUGAGCAGUAAAUUCGCUCUCGGAGGUGGGGUAGGGAUUGUGGCGUCAUGAUGGGCUCGUUCGGGUUCGAUUGAUGGGAUGGUUGUGUGUGCGGGUUUAUUUU
This is a messenger RNA of Aspergillus nomiae NRRL 13137, 4031 nucleotides long. RefSeq names its product putative histone deacetylase complex subunit (Hos4). The record is from RefSeq and is a predicted model, not a curated record. Gene Ontology annotation, molecular function: protein binding; structural constituent of ribosome. Lineage: Eukaryota; Fungi; Ascomycota; Eurotiomycetes; Eurotiales; Aspergillaceae. The transcript is spliced from 5 exons. Bases 1 to 3939 code for a protein of 1312 amino acids. Gene Ontology annotation, cellular component: ribosome. Gene Ontology annotation, biological process: translation.